Pseudonaja textilis is the source of this 5640-nucleotide messenger RNA. It is a transcript of the gene ACVR1C, whose product is annotated as activin A receptor type 1C. NCBI's taxonomy places the organism in Eukaryota, Metazoa, Chordata, Lepidosauria, Squamata, Elapidae. The record is from RefSeq and is a predicted model, not a curated record. Gene Ontology annotation, biological process: cell surface receptor protein serine/threonine kinase signaling pathway; protein phosphorylation; cellular response to growth factor stimulus. Gene Ontology annotation, cellular component: plasma membrane; signaling receptor complex. Gene Ontology annotation, molecular function: ATP binding; transmembrane receptor protein serine/threonine kinase activity.
GUCGGGGAGGCUCGCCUCUCCGGCCGGCCCUGUAAGCCCCACAGGCGCGCCCCCACCCGCCACCCCCCCUCCGUCUCUCUCCUUCCCACCUGCCAGAACUUCUCCCAUGUGCCGUCAUGAGGCGAGCGCUCCGCUCCGGACUGGGCGCUGCUACGGCGCUUGUCCUGACAGCCUGCGCCUCUCUCUGCACAGGCUUAACAUGUGUGUGCCAAUUGUGUGACAAAACAAACUUCACUUGUGAAACAGAGGGAGCAUGUUGGACUUCUGUCAUGCUAACGAAUGGUCGGCAAGAAGUAAUAAAGGCAUGUGUUUCCCUACCGCAGCUGAAGGCACAGAUCUUCUGCCACAGUUCUAAGAAUGUAACCAGGACAGAAUGCUGCUUCACAGAUUUCUGCAACAAUGUCACCAUUUACCUGCCCACAGGUCAAGAACCUUCAAACAAAUCAAAGCUAGGACCUGUGGAGCUGACUGUAGUUAUAACCAUACCGGUGUGUGUGUUGUCUAUUGUUUUCCUGCUGGCAGCAUACACCUGCCAAGGAUACCUCUGCAGACACAGAAAGAAAAGAAGGCCAAAUAUUGAAGAGCCUCUCUCUGAGUGUAAUCUGGUGAACCCAGGAAGAUCUCUCAAAGAUCUAAUUUUUGACAUGACAACAUCAGGUUCUGGAUCUGGUUUACCUCUCCUUGUCCAAAGGACAAUUGCAAGGACUAUUGUUCUUCAAGAAAUAGUUGGAAAAGGUCGAUUUGGCGAAGUCUGGCGUGGAAAAUGGUGUGGAGAGGAUGUUGCUGUGAAGAUCUUUUCUUCAAGAGAUGAAAGGUCUUGGUUUCGUGAAGCAGAAAUCUACCAGACAAUCAUGCUGAGACAUGAAAAUGUCUUGGGUUUUAUUGCUGCUGAUAACAAGGACAAUGGGACCUGGACUCAACUGUGGCUUGUAACUGAAUAUUAUGAGCAGGGCUCUUUGUUUGACUACUUAAACAGCAACACUGUGACGGCUGAUGAAAUGAUUAAGCUGACAUUUUCAAUAGCCAGUGGUCUAGCACAUCUGCACAUGGAAAUCGUUGGAACUCAAGGAAAGCCAGCUAUUUCACACAGAGACUUGAAAUCUAAAAAUAUCCUAGUCAAAAGGAACGAAAGCUGUGCUAUUGCUGAUUUGGGGCUAGCUGUGAAGCAUGACUCGGUAUUAAACACAAUUGACAUACCACAGAACCCUAGAGUAGGAACCAAGAGGUACAUGGCACCAGAAAUACUUGAUGAUACAAUGAACAUAAACAACUUCGAGUCUUUCAAGCGUGCAGAUAUCUACUCUCUUGGACUGGUGUAUUGGGAGAUAUCCAGAAGAUGCUUAGAUGGAGGAAUUAUGGAGGAGUACCAGUUACCUUAUUACGAUGCUGUGUCUUCUGAUCCUUCAAUAGAAGAAAUGAAAAAGGCAGUCUGUGAACAAAAGCUGAGACCAAAUAUUCCAAAUCAGUGGCAAAGCUGUGAGGCGCUCAGACUUAUGGGCCGAAUCAUGCGUGAGUGCUGGUUCACCAAUGGGGCAGCUCGACUGACAGCGCUUCGCAUUAAGAAGACAAUUUCUCAACACUGUGGACAAAAUUCCAAAGCUUAAAUUUACACGCCUUGUAAAAAUGGAACAGGAAAAUGCAUCUAUGUCUUUGUUGUUUUGUAUUGUCUUUGAUUUAGCUCUACCUCACAUGAUACUCAAAAUAGUACCGCAAAGCCCAAAUCCCAGAAUACCUGAAUGUAGCUUCAGAAUUAACUUUUGGUUGCUGAGUGAUGUGUGUCUUGUUUUGGCUCAUAAAGGAAAAAUGAUUUAUUUAUUUUAUGGGCAUAAUAAUUCAUAAAGUGAAUAAUUCAUCACAGUGUUGACAUGAUACUUUCUGCCAUGGCAGAAGAAGCUCCUGAGUCACAGAGAAUAUAUGAGAAGUGAACAUCAGUGAAAGUUUAUCCCCAUGGCAGAGCCCUGUUCUUGUUUGUGUUGGUGGUAUACAUGAAUUUGAUAAACUAAACCAAAAGUGGGCAACUUGUGAGUUAAUUUUAUCACACCUUCUGUCUAACUUCACUCUUAUACAAAAACUGCUUCCUUUUUGGUAAAAACUGUCUCUUCAUCCCCCUGGUUUUUAAAAAAGGAGAAAGGUUUAAAAUAGAUUUCUUGAUCUAUUUGUGGUGGAGCCCACUGCAUUCUGGAAAGUUAUCUCUGAAAGGGUGCAGCUUAUAAACACAAGAUUAUCUACUCUUCAAAGUAAACUCUGAGGAUAUUAAAUGCAUUGAAUCUUUGUUAAAAUAUAUUGGCUGCUGGCUUAUUUAAAACGUUUUACAAGUGAGCUUUUCAGGUCACUUCAAGAAUUGAGAAGUGAGACAUAAGAACUCUUGAGAUGUUGAGCCUAGAAGAUAUGGUUGACUGUAGACUUUCAUCAGAAGGUUUUCACAGGCUGUAUCUUCAUGUGAAUUAGAUUCACUUGGUGUUUUUUUUUUACUUUUUAUUUUCAGCCAGCAACGGUCCCUGCCUUAUUUUGUAGCAACCUUUUCCAUCUUUUGUUCAGGAAGCCCCUAGAGAAAAAUGAUCCUCCUCCCCACUAGGGGCAUUAAAAAUCCUCCCUUUCUAAUACCUUAAAGAAAACAUAGUAAUUUAUAACCAAAGGGGGAAAAAUGCAAGCACGCACCCUUGACAUUACCAAUAUAAAGAAUCAAAAGGAGAUGCUGCCAGUCAGAGCUGAUAUGAUUGGGUUGAGUGAGCCAAAGUUUUGGCUUUUCUGCAUUCCUAAGGAAGUAAGCAAGUGAGAAAAUGAGACCAAAUUAUCGAGGCAUUUUUCACAGAACUUUGUAGAAUUAGUGGUGCAAUAUGUAUGUGCGUGCGUGCGUGCGUGCAGGCACACAUAUGUAUAUAUGUGUAAUGUGUAUUUGUGUAUAUAUAUAUAUGCACACAUGCACAUAGAUUCUUAUUAAUCAAAUAAGAGUAAUUAAAUAGAACAUGCUUACUGUGAAAGUUGUUCUUAUAGUAUUAGUCACAUUAUAGAUGAUCAUUUAUUUAAAGCUUUAACCACCACAUUAUACUGUAGUUAAAUGUUGGAAAUUCUAUAUGUUACAUGUCUUUUAUCUUCAAAUUUCGGUCUAUGAACUAAAUGUUCUAAAUCUAAAGCAGUGUAAAGCGACAGAAUAAAUCUGGAAUGUCUGUUUUGUGGUGCCAAAAUUUAGAACAAAAACAUAAGGUCCUAGUUAAAAUACAUGAAAGGCUUACCUGACUUUUCACAAAGUGUGAGAGUGUUUGGCUAAAAAGAAAUACUAUUUUACACAACUCUGUAUUGAUCCAUAAUUUUGGUGGAAAAAAAUCACUAAAAAACCUGAAGUCUAAAAGAAUGUCAAAUAAUUGCAUGUAUCAGUAUUAAACUUCUGUAACUUUGAAAAAAAAAUGGAUGCAUAUAUAUUUUAAUAUGUCAUUCAGUUGUGAAAAUGCAGCUUUGAUAUUUAUUCUACAACCAGAGCUGGAUAGAUAUGCCUUUUUAAAAAAAGCUAAUUGUGUUAAGAUCUUCUCAUGCUUCAAUGUUUCCCAUGUGACCAAAGCCGACCAUGUAGGAAUAUAACAUGGGAACCAUAAUUCUCAUACGUACCCGUGGUUCACAUGAAUCUAAUGUGGCACAGGAUUGGCAAAUUUAAGGCAGCUCUUGGAUGGUUAUGGUUUGCAAGUGAAUGGCCUCAAUUAUUCCACUUCAUAAACUAUUUGAAUAGAGCAAAUAAGACCAAAUUGUUGCUGGUAUUUCUGGUUGUAACUAUCUCUGUGCAUGAGAGAGAAGGUGAACUGUUCCCAGUCAGACACCUAUGAUAUAUUCAGCCCAAAUAUUGAGUCACCAAAUUUCUAGGGGAAAAAGCUGUAGCUUAAAAGGUAUAGCAUAUACUUUGUAUGGAAGAAGCCCCAGAUUCUAAGGUGGGGCUAGAAAGAAUUUUGUUUAUCAGGGAACAAAACAUUACUUUGAGGUGAAAAAUGGUAUCACUUAUUUUAUUAUUUCUCUGUCUUUUAUGACAGGAAUCAAACCAGCCGUCUCAGGGAUGUUCAUAUUAAUUUUGGAGUCUUAAAAUGCAAAUAAGUAUGUUGACUUCUAUCUUUAUUUUUUUCCCUAAAAUCUAUCCAUCCCUAAGCCAAAAUUUCAACAGUAUAGUCAACCAUGAAAAUAGGAUUUUCAUUGAAGCUGACUCUUGUGAUGUAAAUGUAACCUGUGCCAAUACAACGGAAAUUUAUAAAUUGUUUAUUGUUAUCUUCACCAGCAUGGCAAUCAUUCUUUCAGCUUAAACUAGCUUUUAGCAUAAUCCUAGCCAAUUUGGGCUGAAUUCCAUAGCUAAACAAGAGCAGCCCUGGUUAGCAUUUGAACUGGAGCCAAUCCCAGGGUGUACAAAAUCAGAAUACAUCCCUCCCAAGGGAAAGCAGUGACAAACUAAUACUGUAACAAUCCUAAGAAAACAGUAUGGAUAUAGUCACUAGCCACUCGAUUCAAGGACCUUUAAUUAAUUAAGUUAGCCAUUAAUGAUAUUUAUGCUGAUAUUAAAACGAUUGAAUAUAUCUAAGAAAUGUGUGCCACAUAUUCAUGCACAGUGAUUGAUGAUGUUCCUUGUGUUUUAAUUUGAAUAGUCAUCUAAACACCCUGUGAUUGCUUACCUCUAAAUGGUCCAUUUAUGUACACAAGAAUCAUUUGAUGCUACAUUUCAAAAGUAAUAAACAAGCAAAACUGUGAACUGAUCCUGAGUCACCAAUGAUGACUUCUGAGAUGUAGAAGUAGUAUUCCUAGAUUUUCUGUAAUGUCACCCUUCUAUUUGUCAUUUGGCCAUUAUGCUUACAUUUUAAAACUAGAAUAACAUUCUGUUGCUGAAAUUGAUAUUGUUAUGUGAAAAUAGCAAGAGUGAGAAAUGACUUGCAUGUGACAAUCGUUGCUCAAAUUCUUUGUUCUUUAGGGACUGCUGAUAAAGGCUGAAAUCUAUAAAGUGUGCAGUUCUCACAUAUAAUUACCAUAGUUGCUUUACAGUUAACAGAAUGCUGCCGCAAACAGGAAGUUCGUGUUUUAAAAUAUUUUGUUAUGGAUAAGCUUGUGCUUUUCUUACUUGUAUGAAGUAAUCCAAAAGAAUCGAGCACUUCCCAUUCCUUACAGGCACCACAAUUUUAUGGCUUAGGCAGAAAAUAAGUAUUAAAUGCAUAAAAUAGUACUCAGAAAUGUGAUGAAAGUGCAAUACAUUAAAUCUGAAGAAAAUAUGUGUAAAUUUAUAUAGGAAGAAAUAAGUUCAAUGACGGUUGAUGAUGGAGUAGAACUCCAUUCUAGAAGGGGAAGAUGUAAAUUUUUAAUUGCAAAUGCCUAUAAAGAGUAUGUGUUAAGAAGAGAUUGCUCUUAAAACUUUGUUUAAGUAAAAUUAUGGAACUGAAUAAUAAAAUAAGCUUUAAUACUAUAAUUUGCUUUAACCUAGUGUAUACUAUCACAAGAAAUAUUUAUUUUUCAAACAAAUAGCUUUUACUAUUGCUGCUACUGCCUCUAGAUGUAAAUAAUAUGUCUGUUGUAUUUUUGUAUACUAUUUUUGCCUCUCAAAGCAUAUUUUUAAAGUGUCAAUUUUACAAUUUUAAUUUUUCUUUGCUGUUUUUGUGAAGCACAAUUUCUUAUAAACAAUAA